This is a messenger RNA of Colletotrichum spaethianum, 2853 nucleotides long. Its product is annotated as DNA oxidative demethylase ALKBH2. The transcript has a single exon. Gene Ontology annotation, cellular component: nucleus. Gene Ontology annotation, biological process: DNA alkylation repair; DNA repair. Gene Ontology annotation, molecular function: dioxygenase activity. NCBI's taxonomy places the organism in Eukaryota, Fungi, Ascomycota, Sordariomycetes, Glomerellales, Glomerellaceae. The record is from RefSeq and is a predicted model, not a curated record. The coding region runs from base 1 to 2853 and encodes 950 amino acids.
AUGUUUCCCUUCGACGUGAGCGCCAUCCCUACGCUGCCCACCCGCAAGGGUCUGCUGGUAGUUGACUUCCAAAACGACUUCUUGUCUGCCGACGGCGUUCUUCCCGUAGUCGACCACGACCAACUAGUUGAUCGGACUGUUGAGUUGGUCAGGGCCUUUCGCAAGGUUGGUGACGUUAUUUGGGUGUGCACAGAGUUCGACAAGUUCCGCCCUGCUGCCGCCGAGUCUAUCUGGGCCACCGAUGCCUUACCGAAGCCCAAGGCCCUAGAGUCCCGUGCGAGAAGGAGACCUCAAGCCGCCCCCAAGGCCCCGGAGCCCGAAGAAGCCUCGGAUGCGGAUCCCGAGGCCUUCCUCAGCGAGCCCGGCCCGGAGAUCGUUCGCUCCGCAACACCCGGCGCUGCUUUUCCGGACGCCAUCAAGGAAGCCAUGGGCAAGAGGGACGUCACCUUCAUCAAGUCGCAUUACUCGGCCUUCACCUCGGGCCAGUUACUGCAAACCUUGCGCGUCAAGUUCGUGCAUGAGCUCUACAUCUGUGGCUCCCUUGCGAACAUAGGCGUUUAUGCCACGGCCAUGGACGCUGCCAAAUUCGGGUAUUCCAUCACUGUAAUCGAGGACUGCUGUGGUUUUUGCUCUGAUCUGCGUCAGACCAGCGCCAUACGAAGUCUUGUCGACGUGACUGGCUGCGAGGUUGAGGACAGUGAGGCGGUCAUUGAAAAGCUGCAGCCCAAGACCACCCGGAAGCCCACCUUACCGUCACCUGUCGUACCCAAAAGGGUCGCAGAGGCUAGCGAUGGAAUACUGCUCCCGGCGCCCGAUGCAUACAAGGUGAAAAUCGCGGUCGAGUUGGCCAAACUCUCACUCAACAGUUCAGCAAGUAGGCAUUCGAGCUCGCGGUCCAGCCAUGCCAUGGGUGAUUCUGAUUCUGCGAACGUCUCCGACCCAUUAGAGGUUGAUCCGGCCGUACAGCCACCCAAAGCAACUGCGAGUGACUCAACCGACAAAGAAGCUUCGAGCAAACCGUCGAGCACGGAGGCCCCAAGGCCUAGCUCGGCUACAGGAACAGAGCAGGAUGCGUUAAAUGAACCCCGUAUUUUCAAGGCAGCCGUUGAUGAGAGAGCGUCGUCUGCAUCUGACCUUGAACUCGAGCCCGACUCGACGCCUGUUGUCGUCAAGACAGAGACCAAGCCCGAGUCGAAGACAGAACCGAAGCCGGGAUCCAAGGCAGAGUCAGAGACAGGACUGGAGCCCAUGUUGAAGUCAAUGAAGCUAGACUCGGAGCCUGUACAGGCGGAAAAGCAGGCAACCAUGGAUGACCGAGCCGGUGCAAAGGAAACCUCCCCACAGAUCACCGAGCCUCUCUGCGAGGGCGACACGACCGUCAUCUACAACAUUCUACCAGCCCCCUUGGCCGAGGGCGUGUUCGAGAAGGUGAGAGACGAGGUUCUCUGGCAGAGGAUGUCACACCAGGGGGGCGAGGUCCCCCGGCUGGUGGCCGUCCAAGGUGAGGUGGCAGCCGAUGGAAGCGCGCCGGUCUACCGGCACCCAUCCGACGAGUCGCCGCCUCUUCUUCCUUUCUCGCCGACGGUCCAAAAGAUCAAGGCCGAGGUCGAGAAGCAGCUCGGCCACCCGCUGAACCACGCCUUGAUCCAGUUCUACCGCGACGGCACCGACUAUAUCUCCGAGCAUAGCGACAAGACCCUAGAUAUUGUCAAGGGAUCGUACAUUGCCAACGUCAGCCUGGGGGCCGAACGGACCAUGGUGCUCAGGACCAAGAGGCAGGCAAAGGACUCGUCCAGAACCGAAGGCCCGUCGGGAGAGGACUUGAAGCAGCGCAAGACCACUCGCGCCAAGCUGCCGCACAACUCCUUGUGCCGCAUGGGCCUGGUGACCAACAUGCGCUGGCUGCACGCCAUCCGGCAGGACAAGAGAGCGGAACGGGACAAGACCGCUCCGGAACUGGCCUUCGCCGGCGGACGCAUCUCUCUCACAUUCAGGCAGAUUGGCACGUUCUUGGAUCGGGAUAGCACCCUGAUCUGGGGCCAGGGAGCCACCGGAAAGACGAGAGAGGAGGCCCACACCGUCAUCAACGGGCAGAGCCCCGAGGCUGUGGCCAUGCUCCAGGCCUUUGGCACAGAGAACCACUCGACCGAGUUUGACUGGGAAAAAUACUACGGCAAGGGCUUCGACGUGCUCCACAUGAGCAACUCGCCUCGCCUCUGCGCCUCGUCCGAUCCCGUCGUCAACAUGCGCAUAGCCCUGAUGCUGGCCGAGUACGGCAUCACCUACGCCAAGGGUAGCAUGUCGCCCUCGUUCAGCUGGAAAGAGGGCAAACCGAGCGCCAAGGGCACCCCCGCCGUCCCCGAGUCCUUGCCGAUCAGGUUCGUCGACAGCGACGCAGUAAAGUCGACAGUGCAGGGCGAGCUAGCCAUCAUGCUGUAUCUUGAUGCCGUCUACGCCUCAGGCAAGGCUGGCGAGGCAGCCAGAUCCCAGCCCGACACCGCGCGGGUCUAUACCCGCUUCCAGCAAGGCCUCUCUCUUCUCGACAAGUGGCGACGACUGCAGCGUGACGGUGAGGAGACGAAGAAAAAGCGCGACCUUGGGCCCCUGCAGCGGGAGCUGGCCAUCUGGGAGGGGUACGCGGGUGAGGCGGACCUCAUUGCUGGGCCGAGCAUCUCAUUGGCCGACUUUGCCGUCUGGCCGGUGCUGCACGCCAUCGUCGAGGAAUCUGGCGCCGAAGCGCUGGACGCGAACAAGAAGCUCAAGGCGUACUACGAGAAGGUCAAGGCCAAGGAGUCCGUUGUCAAGGUGCUUGGCGCGAACCCGCCCGACGGCGCGGAUGCCAAGCAGAGCUAG